AAACCAUAUCAUUGUGACUUCUGUGGUAAAUCAUUUUCUGAAAGUGGUCACUUGACUAAUCACAUACGUAUUCAUACUGGGGAAAAUCCAUAUCAUUGUGAUAUCUGUGGUGAAUCAUUUUCUCAUAAUAACUCUUUAACUUAUCACAAACGUGUUCAUACAGGUGAGAAGCCAUAUCAUUGUGAUAUCUGUGGUAAAUCUUUCUUUCUAAAUAGUAACUUAACAACACACAAACGUAUUCACACAGGAGAGAAGCCAUAUCAUUGUGAUAUCUGUGAUAAAUCAUUCUCUAGAAAUAAUCAUUUGACUCGUCACAAACAUAUUCAUACUGGAGAAAAACCAUAUCUUUGUGAUAUCUGUGAUAAAUCAUUUUCAUGUAAUAAUGACUUGAGUAAACAUAAACGUAUCCAUACUGGGGAAAAGCCAUAUCAGUGUGAUAUCUGUGGCAAAUCAUUCUCUCAUAGUACCACUUUAACUAGUCACAAACGUAUUCAUACAGGAGAAAAGCCAUGUCAUUGUAAUAUCUGUGGUAAAUCAUUCUCUCAAAAAGGCUACUUAAGUACACAUUGGAGUAUUCAUACACAAGUGUAACUGUAUCAAUAUCAAAAUUUAUUAAAACAUGACAACAAUUAUGAACAUUUUGUCUGCUAAAA
Molecule: messenger RNA, 653 nt
Organism: Octopus sinensis (East Asian common octopus)
Lineage: Eukaryota; Metazoa; Mollusca; Cephalopoda; Octopoda; Octopodidae
Product: zinc finger protein 675-like
Exons: 1
Biological process (GO): regulation of transcription by RNA polymerase II
Molecular function (GO): DNA-binding transcription factor activity; RNA polymerase II cis-regulatory region sequence-specific DNA binding
Source: RefSeq, a predicted model, not a curated record